AUGGUUUGUUGCAGCUUCAUAGGAACCAUCAUUGUCGUGCUUUCGGCACUCGUGUCGCUGGCGUUGCUCAUCGCCAGUAACGUCGGUACCAUUGGGGAGCAGGCCGCCAAGAGCUCCAUCUUCUUGAUGGAGCUCAGCAUGUCCGGGCUGGACGUGUCCAAGCUCUACCCUGGGGGUGCCGAUGUGAAGCCCUCCGAGCUGGGGUUUGCAGAUGCGUACAUCUUUGGGAUGUACGGCUACUGCCGGGGCAGCCAGGGCACGACGGAGGUGGUCGACAAGGUGUGGGAAAACAUCCACUUCACGUCCUCCUCGUGCACGCAGUCGUCCAUCACUUACGAGUUCGACCCGGUCUCGUUCAUCGUCGACGAAGUCAACAAUCACAACACCGUCGGCAUCAACAUCACCGCCGCCGACGUCACUCUCCCGGGCUCGCUCAACAAGUACAUCAAGACUGCCGAACACAUCUCGCAGGUCAUCUACAUCUGCUCGAUCAUUGCCAUCUGUCUGACGAUCGUGGCGAUUCUCUGCGAGUUGCUCUGCUGGUGCUUCGGCAGCAUGGUCAUCGUGCUCUUCUUCCAGACACUCGCCUUCUUUGCAGCCAUCAUCUCCUCGGGCUGCGCCACAGGCGCCUUUAAGUACAUCGAGACCGAGUUCAACAAGAACGGCAGCACCUUCGGCAUCCACGCCAAGCUCUCGAGAAACUACCUCGUGCUCACCUGGGUCGGCACCGGCGUGUCCUUGCUGACCGUCUUCCUCGUCAUGAUCGGCCGUUGCUGCUUCGCUCCACGGCCGGCUCCCGCCCCAACCUACGACCGUGUCCUCUGA
This is a messenger RNA of Pichia membranifaciens NRRL Y-2026, 825 nucleotides long. RefSeq lists its product as hypothetical. The record is from RefSeq and is a predicted model, not a curated record. The transcript has a single exon. Gene Ontology annotation, biological process: fungal-type cell wall organization. Lineage: Eukaryota; Fungi; Ascomycota; Pichiomycetes; Pichiales; Pichiaceae. Bases 1 to 825 code for a protein of 274 amino acids. Gene Ontology annotation, cellular component: plasma membrane; cell cortex of cell tip.